Molecule: messenger RNA, 2232 nt
Organism: Cyclocybe aegerita
Lineage: Eukaryota; Fungi; Basidiomycota; Agaricomycetes; Agaricales; Hemipholiotaceae
Source: the annotation of a GenBank genome assembly
AUGGCGUCAGAAGUGCCCGAGACACUCCCUACGCCCGAAGAGAAUGCUGUAGAACAGGAACCUUCACUUCCCUACGAGGAUCUGGCUGAACUCGAGUUCUCCCAAGUCCGUCAAGGUCCACGUAUAUCCUCUGUUCACAACUUUCCCGAACAGUUCUAUGGCCCAGUCUCAAUACGAAAUUUUAUUGCUGGACAUACCAAGAAGGUCCUUAGGACGUCGGUCUCUAAGAACGCUCUGAUACUGAGGGAGGUCUUCAUCAGGUUGCCGAUUGAGCUCAAACUAUGUGUCUUGGAGCACCUUCACCCACUGGACCUGUACCACUUCUCCCAGGUGUCAAAGGCGUUGAGGAGAAUCAUCAUGGACCCCAAGGCAGCGGGAGUGUGGAAAACGUCGUUCGAACACCACUCCGGCCUACCUAAACCUCCUCCCUUUGUGGCUCGGCCCCAGUGGGCACACAUGCUUUUUGGACCUGGAAUUUGCGGGGAAUGCGGAAAGCUUGGUGCACUGACAGACUUUGGCCUCCUCAAGCGUCACUGUGAGCCAUGCAUGCUCACCUGCACCAACUUUACAAACGGUUUCAAGGACACUUGCGGCCGUGGUGUACCACAGGAUCAUGCCAUUUGGUCGCUCAUACCCCGUUCCUACCGAUACAACGCUAUGCGCUAUACUUCGGCCCACCAGACUCAGUCCAACGCCCGAUUCGUGGAAAAAGACUUCCGGCCGAUGAUCAAGAAGAUUACAUUAAUACACCUUUUGAUAGAUAAUGGUGUAUCUCAACUUUCCGAACCAUUUGAUGAGUAUAAGGAGGCGUUGUCAGCACGGAUCGCGGAAUUGAAUGAGCGUGCCGCCGAGACCAAUUCCUGGGCAUUGGAAAUGUACCGCCUGUGCACGAACGAAUGUGACAAUGCCUACAGAGAUAAUACUGAAACAUACAAGAAACGUCUUCUCAAUCUCGGACACGAGGCUCAGGAUGUUGACUAUGUCCAAUACUCAAUUUCUCAUGCUCUUCGUAAGAAUGUUGUCCUUAAUCUGACACGCAAAGCAUUCCGUAAGCUACGGCCACUAGUGGAGCAGAUCGUAAGAACCCGCAAGGAAAACCGUUUGAAAGUUGAGCGCCAGCAGCUCAUCCAAGGCAUCUACAAAGACUACCUGAAGUCACAGAACCCAGACAGCUGGCAGUACCUUCCGCAAGAACACCUCGUUCGAGACAUCGAUGGUUUCUCCGACUUCCUUAAUGCACCGUUCGACAAGCGGGGCGACCUUUCUCCCGGUUUCGCAGCGUCCCUCUUCCCAGACUUCAUCUCGAACUGGACAAGGACACAGCAGGAGGAGACAGUUGGUCUCCUGCCCCAGGUCGGUGGCGAAGAAGAUAUACUGGCGAAGUUGCGCCGGCUCGAGCUCGUCACAUCCGUCUUCACCUGCAACGACUGCAAGUACAAGUAUGCGGACGGCCGCGUGUUGCUCGGAUGGAAUAACAUAUGUAGGCAUAAGCGCGGACUAGUGCCAGGGCACACUUCCCCGUGCGGGUCGUACACGCUCGACGAGGACGCGGUAGCCGCGGCCACGGCGCUGGUGUCGUGUGUCGGCCUCGACCCGUCAACAACGACGAUCAAGCAAAUGGACGAGCGCGACGAUAGGUUUAUGUGCGGAAACUGCAUGUCCGAGACAUCAAGAGGGGUUACGGGGCUGAGGGUCUACACGUGGAGAGAAUGCAUUUAUCAUGUCGUCGAGGAGACCCUGCAGAACGACCCGGUCCAUUCGCUUGCCUCAUGGAUCCUUUUGACGCCUGAGGCCGCAAGAUUUGUAAAGGAGCAGGAGCACCCCCACCCCCACCCUGUCCAAGAAGUCUGGCGGUGCAAUCUUUGCGCGGAACACUUUGAUACGCGUCUUAUCCAGAGCCAGGCGAUCGAUCAUGUGAAGCAAGUUCAUUGCAUCAAAGAGCCCGUAGUCGGCGUCGACGUCGUGGUUGACAGGAGACAGAAUGUUCGAAGGCGACGUCCAUUCCGUCUAGGCUUGGAUCCCGCAUUUGAGUAUCGAUGCGACAGGUGCCCGGAGAUGGGCAUCUACAAGCUGUGGCCCUUGGAGAAAUUGAUGGAACACUUGCUCAAGAAACACAAAAUCUCUGAAGCAAUUGAAGGUGAGGACUGGACAAAGAUCAAAGUCAUCGCCAACACUGCAUCUGCCUCUCCGUCUACGGAUGACUCGCCGGAACCAAUCACUGAAGGACAAUAG